Hermetia illucens (black soldier fly) is the source of this 1629-nucleotide messenger RNA. RefSeq lists its product as uncharacterized. The record is from RefSeq and is a predicted model, not a curated record. The coding region runs from base 1 to 1629 and encodes 542 amino acids. The transcript has a single exon. NCBI's taxonomy places the organism in Eukaryota, Metazoa, Arthropoda, Insecta, Diptera, Stratiomyidae.
AUGUCCGACCGACUACUUCAAGGACUACAUCAAAAUUUAUCAGUUCCAACCAUAGACUACUCAAAUUUGUGGAAUGCACCCGAACACAUUAACCCAUGUGAGCACGAUAAUGUGGUUUUGGAAAACUUUACUCGCCAUUUUUUAUUGAUUGCCAUAAUCGAUGGAGUAACAGCAAGGAAUGCUCUUCUAGAGAAGAUUUUCACAUUAACAUACCGCAAUCGUAUGGCUAAGGUGAUAUUUUUUUUGGCUGAAAAUGCAAAAAUGACCACGACUGCUGUACGAGGACUUAUCCGUAAAUGCUCCGACUCGUUUGUUGUAGAUGUCGUGUUUUUUCAAAACCAAGAUCAACCCUUGAUGUUCACUUAUCAUCCCUUCAAUAACCUUCAAAUUAUCAAAUUAGAAAAUGUUUCCGAUUUUUUCGCGAAUCGUUUGAUGAACCUCAAUAAGCACCCCCUCAAACUUAUCAAGUUCAAUUCACCACCGAAAACAAUACUGCCCCGUGAUGGGGAACAAGUUCUGGGAUAUUUUGGACAUUUGAUUACAUCCUACCUCCAAAAGCGCAAUGCAACUGUUGAAAUUAUACCUAGAGUAGAAGAAGUAUCUAUAUAUAAGGAGGUUAUCGAUUACUUUGCAUCGAGGGAACUAGAUAUGACGUUUGGAGCUAUGCCAAUGUUUUAUCGUAACAUUGGAGAAAUGUCGUAUCCAGUUAUAUUCGAGAAGUACUGCGUGAUGGUUCCAGCUCCUAAAGUUGUCCCAGUUUAUCGAAAUUUCCUACAACCAUUUGAAGAUAACGUCUGGAUUGCGGUUAUUUGUGGAGCAGCUUAUAUGACUGUUGUGACCUAUAUCGUCAGUGCUGUCGUCGACGGUAGAAAAGAUAUAUCUGCGGCACUUACCACUUCCAUUUGUUUUAUCAUCGCUAGGGGCGAAAUUGGCAUUUAUUCUAAUUUAAACCGCAGACUCCUCAUCAUAUAUCUACUCUUUUUCAUAUUGGGAUUCAUCCUGUCAAACAUGUACUGCGCUUUCCUCACGACAUUUUUAACCGCUCCUUCGUAUGAACGCGAACUUAAAACGCUCGACGACAUAGCUGCCGCGGGUUUGAAGAUUGUAGCAGAAUGCGCAGAAGUAAGUUACCUAUUAAGGCAUGAUAUCUAUAAGAAAUAUCACCCGCUACUAAUCGGACUAAUGCCCAUAGACAUUGUGAAAGUGAAAAGAAGUCUGAACAAUACAAAUCCCGCUUUCAAUCCCAUUGACAACUUCGAAUAUUUGGACGACAUCCAAAAAUAUCAAAACGAUAUUAAAUUCAAAAUCACAGAUAUGUGCCCUUACGACGUGUAUUAUGGUGUUGCUUUUAAAGAUGAAUCAAUCUUAGUUGAGGACUUCAACAGUCACAUUUUUCUAGCGCAACAAUCAGGACUGUUGGACUAUUGGAAAACAAAUGCAUUCUUUGAAGCGGUACGAUCAGGAUAUCUACAUCUGAAAAGAGGAAAUAAGGAAUUCGGACCAACACAACUAACACUGAUACAUUUGCAAAUUUCUUUUUACGUAGUACUUUCUGGUUGGGCUAUUUCAAUUUCAGCUUUCUUUGCUGAACAUUUAUAUAAUUCUCUUAUUAAGUUCAAGCAAAACUAG